Messenger RNA from Rotaria sp. Silwood2, 1047 nucleotides. Lineage: Eukaryota; Metazoa; Rotifera; Eurotatoria; Philodinida; Philodinidae. The record is from the annotation of a GenBank genome assembly.
AUGAUUCACGGACUCUGUGGAACAUUAAAUCCACACUCACCUUGCAUGGAAGAUGGAAAAUGCUCAAAAGAAUUUCCAAAGGAAUUCCCAAAUAAGACUAUGGCAAAUAAAGAUGGCUAUCCACGAUAUCGCAGAAGAGAUAAUGGAAUUACUAUUAACAUUGGCAAAUAUGAAGUUGACAAUAGAUUGGUAGUUCCUUAUAAUCCAUACCUACUAAUGAAAUACAAUGCUCAUAUUAAUGUGGAAAUCUGUGCAACGGUGAAAAGUAUCAAAUAUUUAUUCAAAUACAUUUAUAAGGGACACGAUUGUGCCAACAUUAAAUUUGAACGAUCAAUUCAAGAAGGUGUUGCUGCCGCUCAAGGAACUUUAGAAUGGGAUGAGAUUAAAGCACAUCUCGAUGCAAGAUAUGUGAGUGCACCUGAAGCUGCAUGGAGACUUUUUGAAUUCCCAUUACAUGAUAAGUCACAUGCUAUUAUCCGAUUAGCCGUCCAUCUUCCAAAUCAACAAUCGGUUUAUUUUGUUGAAGGAAACGAACGACAAGCUUUGCAAAGAAAUGCUGCAAAAGACACAACACUUACUGCAUGGUUUAAAUUAAACUCCAAAAAUCCAGAUGCUCGACAGUAUCUUUACCAUGAUAUCCCACAUUAUUUUGUUUUUGAACACGAUAAUGCGACAUGGAAGCGUCGACUACAAGGUGAAAACAUCAUUGGUAGAAUGUACUCUGUCAGUCCCAGUGAUGUAGAACGCUACCAUCUUCGAUUACUACUAUUAUACACUCCUGGUGUCUGUAGUUUUGAUGACCUCAAAACAGUAGAUGGCCAAAUCUGUCAAACAUUUAUGGAUGCUGCUAAGCGACGAGGCCCAUUACGUGAUGAUACUGAAUAUGAAAGAUGCAUGGCUGAAGCAGUACUCUUCCAAAUGCCACAACAGCUAAGAACACUUUUCUAUGUGAUACCUCUAUAUUGUAAUCCAACAAAACCAAUAGAUCUCUGGAAUUCGUUUAAAGCACAUACGACCGAGGAUUUUAUGCAAUCGAUGAAAAGCUAA